AUGUUAUCAUCACUUGAGAAACACAAUGAAAAGAGUGACCCUUCCAAGCUUUCUAUGCAGCCAUCAGAUGAAAAUAGCACUAACUUAACGUCUGGCAUUGUAUCCGACAAGACUAUGGAGACUAUCCAAGUUGAACAUGUGAACAUUGAUGGUGUAGUUAAUCCUAAUAUGUUACAUUCACAUUUAGCAAUGCUAUCGAAAUUCAACAGCCUAGAACAGCAAGAUAAUGAAAUCGAUCAACAAUAUUUAUUACGUGCUGAAAAACGGUAUUUAUUGUGGUUAGGACUAUUGAAUAAUAAGUCUUUUAAAGAUGUUGAAGAGGUGCCCAUUCCACCAAUCGAUGUAUGCCUAAUUUGGCACGCACAUUUACUUUCACCAUUUCGAUAUUAUGAAGAUAUGCGACGUCUGCAUGAUCCAUCAUCAAAAGAAUAUAGUUUCCCAUUGGCUAAAUUACAUGAACUUUGGAGCCAAAAUAAAGGAGAUCAUUUCGAUGAACGAUCAAAACAAUUUUGGGAGGAGAAUACUAAACAAUCAUGGGUUCUUGAUCCAAAUGAUGAUUCAAGUUUUGAAUUAGUUUGUCCAUGGUGCUCUACAACAAUAAUGAUAGCAGCUAAAUGCAAUUGUAAGCUGUCAGUUGAAACUCUGAGUGCUAAGAGAUUCUUAAAUGACAUUCAAAAAUACAAUGAUGAAAAACAAGUUUACAUUGCAGGCACGUUAGUUAGUGUUGUUGAUGGCGAAUAUAGUGAAGAGAAAGCUAUUUCUGACUCGGAUUAUAUGUUCAAUUUAAGUACAUGGAAGGAACUUUUAGAUAAAGCAAAGACAAGUUCUGAAAAUUGUAAUUGGGAAAAAAUUUCCAAAAAGAUAAAAAAUAGAAUCAAUGAACUAAAGUCUCAACGUUUAUUUGUAAAUGUGCGUAAAGGAAUUCCCCGAAAUGUUAUCCAUGCUUAUUCAGGAAUUAUAUCACCAUUUUCGAUAGAACUUGUGAGUGCUGUAGUACGUCAACGUGAAUUUACUCAUAAAAUGGUUGAUAAUGCCUGGGUAAAUAAUAUAACUGUCCAGGCUCAAGCAACUAUUAGAUAUCAUAGGUUUUUACUUCUGCAAAAAGACACCGGUAAACUCUUGGUUCCAACAUUGGAUAUUGAUCUAUGCUGGCAUACACAUAUGCUUUUUGCGUCAUUAUAUCGUAAUUUCACCAAGAAUCAUAUGAAUCGAAUUAUUAACCAUGAUGAUACAUUGUCAAAAUCGUCACUUGCUGAUGGAUUUGCUGAAACUUCUAAUGCUUGGUAUAAAAAAUUUAAAGAGCCAUAUACAUGCGAGCACCCAAACAAGUAUUGGUUAACAACAAAGAAGAAGAUCGCAGCAGCAAUCUUACCACCUUAUGCUAUUUAUCUAAUGUAUAAGAUGAAUAAAUAUAAAAAGGGCACGGCUAAACAAGAGAAUACGCAAAACGUUUCAAAAGAAGCCAAUGAAAAGAUUGCAGAUAAAGAAAAAGGGUAA
Dentiscutata erythropus is the source of this 1497-nucleotide messenger RNA. Lineage: Eukaryota; Fungi; Glomeromycota; Glomeromycetes; Diversisporales; Gigasporaceae. The record is from the annotation of a GenBank genome assembly.